AUGUCGCACCCAGCACACCCAGCGACCGUCCACUUCCCCAUUACCACCACGGUGUUUACGGGAGGUCUGGAUGCCGUGUACUUUGCGUCAAAGUUCGCUCCGACAGCUUCUAUCGUGGCCUCAACUUUCAAGACCCUGGGCAUAGCCAUCCAGCCUAGCUUGUUCCCAGUACUGUCGUACUAUACCACCAUCCUCACCCUCCUGUUCACAGUGCCGGCUAUAGUCACCGGUGCUCAGCAACUCAUGCCUGUCAUCCAACGCGAUGGAUUCUCCUCAAAGAAGGCCAAGCUUGGCGUUAUGCACGCUCUGAUCAACGACAUUGCGGCCAUUGGUGCUUUGUAUAAUUGGUGGUCAAGGAGGGACAACCCAGGCUUUACCCCAGAUGCCACCAACAUGUUGAUUAGCACCGUGGUGGCGCUGCCGACGACGCUGUACGCUGCAUACUUGGGUGGCUCGCUAGUGUAUAUCCAUGGCAUGGGCUUCCAGAACAGGAGCGCGAAGAAGACUCAAUAG
Messenger RNA from Parastagonospora nodorum SN15, 513 nucleotides. RefSeq lists its product as hypothetical. Bases 1 to 513 code for a protein of 170 amino acids. The transcript has 3 exons. NCBI's taxonomy places the organism in Eukaryota, Fungi, Ascomycota, Dothideomycetes, Pleosporales, Phaeosphaeriaceae. The record is from RefSeq and is a predicted model, not a curated record.